AUGACCAACAUUAAGGAAGCCCUCCAAGUGGACGUGGACGCUUUUGACAUUGAGUUAGCCAGAAUCAAACGAGUCUGCGACGAGACGAGACAAUUGCAUUGGCACGAUCCCGACCAGAAAGCUCAGUUUGACAAAAACAUUGGUGACCUCUACGAAGCUUUAGUCAGCAUCACCCAAGCGCUUAAAGACAUGUGCCAAGUGAAAGUUCAGCUUGAGUCGGUCAUGGGCGAAAUCAUGGGUUUGGUGAUGGACCAAAUCAACGACCAGAUGUGCGCUCUCUACUUUGAAAACCCAUAA
This is a messenger RNA of Diutina rugosa, 297 nucleotides long. RefSeq lists its product as uncharacterized. Lineage: Eukaryota; Fungi; Ascomycota; Pichiomycetes; Serinales; Debaryomycetaceae. The transcript has a single exon. The coding region runs from base 1 to 297 and encodes 98 amino acids. The record is from RefSeq and is a predicted model, not a curated record.